CGACAACGACUGGAAGAGAAAACAAACACCUAUCCUAUCCCUGCACACCACAAGUAUGAGUGUUAAUUUAAGACGAAAUGAAACUACAACUUUAGUUCUUGUGGUAGACCACACACACUCUUCACCACCAGCUGCUCGAACCUCCUGAUUUGAUUCCCAUAGUAAUUAUCAAAUUCCCCUUUUCAGUUUUCUUCAACUCCUAGAUUCUUUUGUUCUGUAUCAGGGUUUCAAUCUGUCAUCUACAUAUGAUUGAAUUCAGCUAAUUAAACAACCAAUCGGUAACCCUAAAGUGGGUACUUCGUUUGGAUGUGUUUUGAAGAACAAUUCGUGUUGUUCUGAAAGUUUUACGCGUUAAAACAGCGUUUUGACUUCAAUUUUGGGGUACCCAGUUGACCCGCCUUCCACCUGUUCGAUCAAAUGCUUCAGAGAUAUAAUAACUUAUCUGCAUUCCACCUGUUCGACGAUAUGUCUCAGAUGUUUUUGUCUUCCAGCACCCAACAAAUUCCAUUAAUUUACUUGACUAGUUUGUGUUGACUGAUGUUUGUUAGGCUUUCUUGAUGUUUUAUUGACAUUCUUGCAUUUACAAAGCUACGAUGUCUAUAUUGUGUGGAUUCCCUUUGCUAGAAUGUGUAUACUGUAUCGGAUGUGCUCGGUGGGCGUGGAAACGAUGCCUUUAUACCGCAGGCCACGACAGUGAGACAUGGGGCGUGGCGACUGCUGAUGAAUUCGAGCCGGUCCCUCGGCUUUGUAGGUAUAUAUUAGCAGUGUAUGAAGAUGAUCUUAGAAACCCUCUUUGGGAACCUCCGGGCGGAUAUGGGAUUAAUCCGGAUUGGUUAAUCUUGAAACGAACUUACGACGAUACUUGUCGCCGGGCCCCACCAUACUUGCUGUAUCUCGAUCAUGAUCAUGCUGAUAUAGUUCUUGCUAUUAGAGGCCUUAAUUUAGCGAACCAGAAAGAUUACGCGGUUUUGUUGGAUAAUAAGUUGGGUCAAAGGAAAUUUGACGGCGGGUAUGUUCAUAACGGAUUGUUGAAAGCAGCGGGUGUCGUGUUGGAUGCAGAAUACGACACGUUGAAGAAACUGUUGGAUGAUUAUCCGAACUACACUUUGACUUUUACCGGUCAUUCACUUGGGUCAGGCGUGGCGGCAUUGAUGGCAAUGGUGGUGGUGCAACAUCGGCAUAAGUUGGGUAAUAUCGACAGAAAAAGAGUCCGUUGUUAUGCUAUCGCGCCUGCACGGUGCAUGUCGUUGAAUUUGGCUGUGAGAUAUGCGGAUAUCAUCAAUUCCGUUGUUCUUCAGGAUGAUUUCUUGCCUCGGACAGCCACACCUUUGGAAGACAUUUUCAAAUCACUUUUCUGUUUGCCGUGCUUGUUGUGCUUAAGAUGCGUAAAAGACACGUUCACAUCUGAGGAGAGAAAGAUUAAAGAUCCAAGGAGGCUUUACGCACCGGGUCGCCUUUAUCACAUCGUAGAGAGAAAACCUUUCAGAUGUGGUAGGUUUCCGCCAGUUGUAAGGACAGCCGUCCCUGUAGAUGGGAGAUUCGAGCACAUAGUUCUUUCUUGCAAUGCUACUUCCGAUCACGCCAUCAUUUGGAUAGAAAGGGAAGCCAAAAGGGCUUUAGAUUUGAUGUUGGAGAAAGAUCCAAUAAUGGAAAUUCCUGCAAAACAGAAAAUGGAAAGACAGCAAACUUUAGCGAAAGAACACGGUGAAGAGUAUGCGGCUGCACUGCAACGGGCUGUGAAAUUAGCAGUGCCGCAUGCAGUGUUACCGUCUCAGUAUGGCACGUUUCAAGAUUCAGAGGACGGGGAGGGAUCCAGUGUGGAGUCGUCCAGGAAGCAUACCCCGGGCGGAAGUUGGGACGAGCUAAUUGAGAGUUUAUUUGAUAAAGAUGAAUCUGGUCAGAUGGUGUUAAAGAAAUCGCAUUCUAUUGUUUGAUUCUGUAAGUGUUUUGUUACUCGAAAUAAGGUGAAGUGUAUAGUACGGUCGUCUUUUGGUUUAACGAAGAGAGAAAUAUGAAGAUAAAAAGGUACUGUGUGAAUCUCAUGAGGUGAAAACUGGUUUCAUGGAGCAAAACAGAAGUGCAGUUUUGACUUUUGAGUAGUCUACUUGUUUAUGAUUUGGUAUGGACUCUGAUUUCUUCAAUAGAUAAGCUGGAGGGUCAAAACCGGUCCACUCAAAUUGGGUUGUUUUAGAAUAGUAUGGCUUGAUUAGGACCAAAGUGGACUGUAGUUCAAAAAGGGGUAGCGGCGCAGCUUGUUGCCCGUUUACCAACUAUCUUGAUGUAAAUUCAUAUAAAUAUGUCUGAGAAUGGAAAAAAAGUAUUAAGAGUGAUC
This is a messenger RNA of Helianthus annuus (common sunflower), 2332 nucleotides long. RefSeq lists its product as uncharacterized. Lineage: Eukaryota; Viridiplantae; Streptophyta; Magnoliopsida; Asterales; Asteraceae. The record is from RefSeq and is a predicted model, not a curated record. Gene Ontology annotation, biological process: lipid catabolic process. The transcript is spliced from 5 exons. Bases 594 to 1934 code for a protein of 446 amino acids.